GACAAUGGUGGCGACAAGACGUUCUCAUGAGUCAAAGAAAGGUAACCUAAACACGGUGGACCUCGUCCGGAAGGAAGUCAAUGUCCAGGAAAUGACGCUUGACGAGCUGCGAAUAGAGGUAGAGUUUGAACGAAAGAGACGGCAGCAGUGGAGGACCCUACUAAAGGAGUCAGCCCGUGAUAUCGGGAAGGAAGAAGAGAUCUUGAUAAGAGACGGAGAGGAUGAGGAAGACGAGCGAUGGCUCAACAAAUACAAGAUUCAGAGAACCAAAAAUGCAGAGCUGGAAGCUGAGCAUGAAGACUUACUCGCUAAGAUCAACAUUACAAAACUAAAGCUGAAGGAUGCUGAACGUUCUAUGGCACUCAAAAACCCCCUAGAUUACUCUGACGCAGAAGUGAGGAAACUGCUCGUCACCACCAACAAAGCGAAGAAUAGUCUGACGAGUGAGCUGAAGGAUUAUGAGUGGAGACUGGAUAGUGAGUCCCAGAAGUUCUCGAAAGCCGAGGAACAGCGGAAGACCUUCAUGGUGCAACUAUACGGAGCAACGGAGGCGAACAGGAUCCUUAACACCGAACACAGGUUGAAACACGAGCGAAUGCAGAAGAGCAAAUCACAGAACAAGCUCCUGGCAUCCCAGAAUUCGGAGAAGAAGCUUAGUGAAAAGAAGAUUACUCCUACCAAAAACAUGACGCCUAGGAGAUCGCCAGUUAAGAUGCUGGACCCCAAGAAAGGUCCUGUGAAGAAGUCUGCUCUUGUGAAGAACUUGCCUAAACUUGAAGAGAGAAAAAGGAAAACGAACUAUUGAAAAGAAUGAAAUGUAUAAAUUAUCCCUCACAGAAAUAGCAAAUGACAGAUUUUUUAGAUGUUUGCACUUUGCUCAACAAAUUUUCCCAGCAAAGUCUGUGAUUCUUCUAAAACUAGAAAGCUUGCCAUAGUGGACAAAAACUGUAUCGACACUGUCAUUUUUGAACUAUUUAUAUGUAAUGUCAGAGUGAUCAGACCUAGCUUUCGCCUAAAAAGAAACGUUCUUGGUCGAGAUCUCCAGAUUUUUUCCACGUUUUACAUCAACUCAGUUGACAUCAACAUUUUCUGUGACAGUCUCGUUAAAAGCUGGCUGAGUCUCGUUAAAAGCUGAUCUCUUCUUUUUGGAUGAUCUGUAUACAAGCUGAAGCAGGGUUGUGGCAAUAGUAAUUAAUAGUACUAUUUUAAUUAUUGGCAGUUAUCUAACGAUGAUAUUUAUUGAGAUUUUGAUUUGAGGAAAUGGAUGUGAACCAUAUUUUGUCUUACACGUGAAAGCAAAUAGUAUUAACCAAUGAAAACUUACCAUGACUGGCGUGAUUCAAAACAAAUAUGGUUCACUUCCCCACCAGUAUUCAUAUCUAUAAAUCGCACCCUAUAAAUUGUCCUCAUCCAUACCAAGAUAUGUUACUAAUUAGAUGUAAUUUUAUGAGAGUUACCUGCUGUUUGACUGACUGCAAGGCUGAGUCCUGGUAGUAGAGUUUCUGAGAAAGUGUCUCCAGUGAGACAGAGUUAGCGUUGAUCUUAUCAGCUAGCCCGUAGUUGCUCUGCUUGUAGGAAGCGAACGAGCUGCUCAGGGUCUCCAACUCGUAUUUCUGGCUUGUUAUAUCCGAGAUCACAGUCUGAAUCUCCCUUC
This is a messenger RNA of Bolinopsis microptera, 1654 nucleotides long. RefSeq lists its product as uncharacterized. The transcript has 8 exons. The record is from RefSeq and is a predicted model, not a curated record. Bases 5 to 805 code for a protein of 266 amino acids. Lineage: Eukaryota; Metazoa; Ctenophora; Tentaculata; Lobata; Bolinopsidae.